Messenger RNA from Miscanthus lutarioriparius, 312 nucleotides. The record is from the annotation of a GenBank genome assembly. NCBI's taxonomy places the organism in Eukaryota, Viridiplantae, Streptophyta, Magnoliopsida, Poales, Poaceae.
AUGGCCGCCGCCGGCUGUUUCCAAGCAGGAGGAGGAGUAGGCUGUAGUAGCAGCAGCAGCCGGAUGACGACGCGGCGGGGCCGGCCAUUAUUAGCGCCGUGGCGCCUGGUGCUGGUGUUCCUGCUCCUCCUGCUGCUGCUGGCGCCGAGCUGCUGCCAAGCGACGCGAGGCAUGCAGCCGUUCAGGGGCAAGCCGCUGGAGCCAGGCACCGCCAACCAUUUCCUGGGGUUCUUGCCGCGGGGCACCGUGCCGCCGUCGGGCCCCUCGCGGCAGCACAACUCCAUCGGAGCGGAGGACCAAAGCCAUCCCUGA